CUCAGCUUCAUCCCUCUCCCUCCCAAUGCGCAAUGAAGCCGACUAUCGACAAACAGUUCCGUUGCGCAACUUGCCAGCGAGGUUUCACCCGCAUUGAUCACCUCAAAAGACAUCAGUUGCGCCAUACCGGGCUGAAGCCUUACUCGUGCGUUUUCUGCAGUACAGCGUUUGCCCGAUGUGAUAACUUGCGCGACCAUUACUCCGACUGUGCCAAACGAGGCGACCAGAAAAUCCCCGAAACGGGCCAGAGAGGCAGACGACGCCAUGCCUGCCAGUCAUGUACCCUGAUGAAACUACGCUGCGAUGGAGAGAACCCUUGUAGUUCCUGUCGAAAGCGGAAUAUCCAGUGCAAUGGCCGUCAGAAACCUGAGUCCGCGACCGCCGGGCCUAUUCAGGAGAUUCGCAGUCUUGCUGUUUCAGACAGUUCAUCCGCCGUAGGGUCUGCGUCAACAAAGAGUGAGGAGUAUGAUCAGUCGCUAGACCGAGGAUCAAUCAAGUUCCUUCUCAAUGCUGGCACCGAUAGCUUCACCGAGCGGUUUCAUCUUCCUCCGCGUAACGAUCGUUUCAGAGGGCUCGUCUUCCAUAACCAGAAAAAUGGCCUCGAGGAUCUUCCAGAUGCGGCUCCAUCCUACGAUGUGACGGCGGAUGAAACAACUGUCAUGCCCGCCUUCAUCGAAUGGGAUCCUGCGACCCUGUCUUUCUUUCAGGACACGUUUAUCAGCCUCUUCCAUGGUCCCUUCAGUGAUGUACCCAAGUCUACAGAGAAUUCGUAUUCGGAUGGAGCGGUUUACGAAGCUCUUUUACCUGGUCUAGAUCCAUGUCUAACAUUGUCGGGUUGUCAAACUGCAUAUGAGCCAGAGAAGCCGUUUUCCACUGCAUUGAUCCAAUCGAUACUCUCAAGGGUGUGGACUGUCCCGCUUUGCGCGAAAGCGCAGACCGAGCUAACCAGCGAUCUCAACUUCCUUCUGACGACCUCCCGCAUUCGGAGGUUCGUGUCAUUUUAUUUCAAGUACUGGCACCCGAAUGGCCCGAUGAUCCAUCCGCCGUCGUUCAACGUGGAUACGGCGCCGUUGCCCCUGCUUGCGGCUGUGGUUUUCAUGGGCGCCAUUUAUUCCAACGAUGUAAGAGAGACUUCUAUUGCCAAGAAGCUCCUCGACUUCGCGGAGCUGUUUGUCUAUUCUAGCGCUAUAUUUUCGUACGAGAGUGAAAUUGGUGCCAAUUUCGGUGGCACCACAGAAUCAUUCAAUGAGAAUGUCAACAGUUGGACUCAAUUCCAGAGUAUCCAAGCAGGAUUUCUCAUGGUUAUUGUGCAAUACUGGGCAGGGAGUCGAGCGGCACGAAACCGCGCAAUGGAGAGCCGAUUCAGUGACUUGAUAAAGGCCUGCCGCCGAAUUGGGCUUCUUGACUGCCGGCAUCAGCCGCAGGAGCCGGUGUCUGAGGAACUAUGGAUCCAGACAGAGUCACGAAUUCGGUAUGGGAUUUAUCACCUGGUCCCAACGCCAAUGCAUCGGAACUGACAGAUCCCUCGACAGGACUAUCAGCAUCAUCUCACUCAUGGACUGCGCAUUCUUGUUCUUCCAGAACUUCCCAUGUCGGGUGAUGCAUACCGAAAUGAAAUGCGAAUUUCCCUGUGAUGAGUCGGUGUUCAACUCACCCCAUCCAUUUUCGGAGCCCAAGUUCUGUUACACACGCGGUGUCAGGCUCUGCGAUGCCUUCCAGUACCUUUUUGAGGAACGUCCCAAGCAGGAGCCUUCCGCCACUCAUCCCAUAUCAACCGAUAUAAAUCCCAUGAAACUAACUGUAUUAGACAUGUUUGUGCUGAUUCACCUCCUCUACGCCUUCAUUGAUUCCCACAUGACGCUACUGAUUCCGGUCGUACAAGACUCUCACCCCGGACCUCCCGACCCCAAUCGGAAACGGGCUGGGGCAAUUCCAGAAGACGCAACCUUGGCUGCGAUCCGCAACGCCCUGUCACGCUGGCGUGACAUCUGGCUUGCGCUCCGCAGCCAAGUAUCCUGCAACGAGUGGGUAUCAAUGGGCUUCUACAAGAAUGGGUACAACUUCUGGCUUGUGUCCCAGUUGCUGAUUACGAAUAAAUGUGGCGUGGACGUUGUAAUGCGAAUGGAGGUUAAUUGUGAAGAUAAACUGCAAAGACUUAAUGUCUUGCUUCAGGAUGAGAAUGAGUGACCUUUUGGUGGAGUAAUGGCUUCCGAAGGCUCUACUAUAGACAUGAUGCAUACUAUGUGCGUUUUUUGAAAUGGGUUUGUUCGUUUUUGGGGUUACUGGAUGGAAGUGCAUUGGGUGCAAAUAGACGGGUUACAUAUACAUGCAAUGGUCGAUACGG
Monascus purpureus is the source of this 2344-nucleotide messenger RNA. Lineage: Eukaryota; Fungi; Ascomycota; Eurotiomycetes; Eurotiales; Aspergillaceae. The record is from the annotation of a GenBank genome assembly.